Molecule: messenger RNA, 828 nt
Organism: Fraxinus pennsylvanica
Lineage: Eukaryota; Viridiplantae; Streptophyta; Magnoliopsida; Lamiales; Oleaceae
Source: the annotation of a GenBank genome assembly
AUGUCAAUUUCUUCCCUCUCCCCAACAAUCCCCACGGCCUCCGCCACCAAUGCCUCUUCCUCCUCCUUCCGCUCCUCCCUCCUCCUCCGCCUCCCCAUUAAGCGCCUCUCCAACCUCUCCCUUUCUGCCAACACUUCAAAGCAAACCCCACUCAUCUCUGCAUCAAUGGAAGCUGGAAUUGGUGUAAUGGGCACAAAGCUAGGCAUGAUGUCAUUCUUUGAAGAUUCCGGGACUGUAGUCCCGGUAACCGUAGUCGGAUUCCGGGAGGGCAACAUUGUUACUCAGGUCAAGACCGAGCUCACUGAUGGUUAUAAUUCGGUUCAGGUUGGGUAUAGGAGAGUCCGGGAUAGAAAACUGACCAAACCAGAGAUGGGGCAUCUGGAGAAGUCCGGGAUUAUCCCGCUGCGCCACUUGCAGGAAUUUAGGCUCCAGUCUGUUGAUGGGUUUGAGUCCAAUCAGAGGCUUGCGGUUGAGGAAUUGUUUAAGGAGGGGGAUCUGGUUGAUGUUUCUGGUACCACCAUUGGGAAGGGAUUUCAAGGUGGAAUCAAGAGACAUCACUUCAAAAGAGGUCCUAUGACUCACGGGUCAAAGAGUCAUAGACAACUUGGGUCUAUCGGUGCUGGCACAACUCCUGGACGUGUGUACCCGGGUAAGAAAAUGCCUGGAAGAAUGGGAGGCACUAAGAGGAAGAUUCGGAAGCUGAAGAUUGUCAAGAUUGACAAUGAACUUAACGUUGUUAUGAUCAAAGGUGCUGUUCCUGGUAAGCCAGGAAAUCUACUACGCAUUACUCCGGCAAAGAUUGUUGGGGUAAAUAUACCAAAGAACUAG